Messenger RNA from Saccostrea echinata, 1588 nucleotides. RefSeq lists its product as uncharacterized. The transcript has a single exon. The coding region runs from base 26 to 1471 and encodes 481 amino acids. The record is from RefSeq and is a predicted model, not a curated record. Gene Ontology annotation, molecular function: protein binding; zinc ion binding; ubiquitin protein ligase activity. Gene Ontology annotation, biological process: protein polyubiquitination; proteasome-mediated ubiquitin-dependent protein catabolic process. Lineage: Eukaryota; Metazoa; Mollusca; Bivalvia; Ostreida; Ostreidae.
AUCUCAUGUAAAACAACGAUGUGAAAUGUACUGUAUGGAAUGUGAUAUUCCUGUCUGCAUAAGUUGUAUUGCAUCUGAUCAACAUCUAGGUCAUAAAAUUGUGAAAAUUGAGCAAGUUUUGAAUGAAAGAAGAAACAAAAUUAUCAAAGAUUUAACUGAAUUAAAUCAAAUAAUUUAUCCAACCUACCAGGACAUUGCCUCUGAUGUACAAAACAGAAUGGGUCAGUUAGAAAAGGAAUAUGGAGAUCUCUCAACAGCCAUUACAAAACAUGGAGAGGACUGGCACAGAGAAAUUGACAAACUUGUCACGAAACUUCAAGCUGAAGUUGAUAUCAUGAAAAACACACAGUUGAAAACUCUACAGAAUCAUUUGGAUGAAAUAAACAAGAAAAUGUCUAAGAUCAAGGAUGAAAUCAGUUCAAUUAAUGAUGCUGUAAAUGGAAAUGAUAUUUCAAAACUAUUCAGUGUUACGUUUGAUAUAAACAGGCAUAGAAAUCUUCCAGAAAACAAAGUUCCCUCUUUCCCUAAAUUUACACCAGUAAAAAUAGAAGCAGAACUGUUUGGAACUUUAUCAUCAAGUUCUUUAACUUCAGACAAACAUGACUACAGCAUGAAGACAACACAGAUUUCAACGGAAUCUGGAUUCUCUUCUCCAGUCAAACAGCUGCUUGAUGAACCAGAGACUGUUACCACCAUAGACACUGGAUUUGAAUACCUUUAUAAUGUGGCCUGUCUGAGUGAGGAAGAGAUCUGGACAAGCGGGAUGGACAAAACAAUGAAACUCUUUAGUGUCAAUCAAGGAUCACUACUCAAGUCAACCACAACCAUGUCAGGGAGCGAGCCAAUGGACAUAGCAGUGACAAAAAGUGGAGAUCUAGCUUAUGUUGAUGACAAUGAAAGAACUGUGAACAUUGUGAAGAAUGAGAAGAUAGAGGAGGUGAUCAGAGUACAGAACUGGAUACCUCAUGGUGUCUGUAGUACCUCCUCUGGAGACUUUCUGGUCAUUAUGUACAAUAAUGACUAUCCGUCAAAAGUUGUCCGUUUCUCUGGUCCCGAAGAGAAGCAAAACAUUCAGUUCAAUGAUAAAGGUAAACCCCUCUUUUCCUCUGGUUUGCUUUAUUACAUAACUGAGAACAGGAAUCUGGAUAUCUGUGUGUCUGACUAUGAAGCUAAAGCAGUAGUGGUGAUCAAUCAGGCAGGGAAACUGAGAUUCAGGUACACUGGACAUACUCCUGCUCCAAAGAACAAACCAUUCUGUCCACGAGGAAUCACCACAGACAGUCAGAGUCACAUCCUUACAGCUGAUUAUAACAAUGACUGUGUCCACAUCAUAGACCAAGAUGGACAGUUCUUCCGUUACAUAGACUGUGAGCUGAGAGUACCCUAUGGACUAUGUACAGAUACAAUUGACAAUCUGUAUGUUGCUCAACAGAGAAACGGAAAAGUGAAGAAAAUCAAAUAUCUGAAAUGAAAUCUAAGAGUGUGUGCCUUUCAGAAGUCAGUUACAUCAAACAUUAUGAUUUUUCAAUACUUCAUGCACCCAUUCCUCACUAGGCUUUUUAGCAUCAUAGACAACUGCUUCUUCAAU